AUGUGGAGCAUCACCUUUCUGUGGGGCAGCAUCCUGCUGCAGCACAGCAUGGCCAAGACACCUGAAAUGCUAAACUAUGCUGUGGCUAUACCAUCUCAGCUCUACUACCCCUUCUCAGAGACAGUGUGCCUCCAGCUCAGCAGACAACAAGCAACCCCGAUCCAUGUGACAGUCCCUCCUCCUGUUGGAAGCCCCGAUGAAGUGGCUUUUAUUGAGAUCACAGUCUUGGGAGCCAAUUCAGAGUAUCACAAGAAACAGAAAGUCCUCAUCAAGCAUGCAGACAAGAAGACUUUUAUCCAGACAGACAAACCUGUGUACAAACCUGGACAGAUUGUGAAGUUCCGAAUUGUAACCUUGGACCAGAACUUUAUUGCCAGCAAUGAAACGGACCCCAAAGGGAACCAUAUUGCACAGUGGCUGAACGUUACACCUGUGGGAGGCAUUGUGGACCUGUCCUUCUCUCUGGCUGCAGAAGCACUGGUUGGAGAGUACACCAUCAAAAUGCCUGACUGCACACGUACCUUCAGGGUAGAGGAGUAUGUGCUGCCCAAAUUCAGUGUCUCCAUCCAGGUGCCUCAGGUUGUCACCAUCUUGGAGGAGAGCUUCCAUCUCCGCGUCUGUGGCAUGUACACGCAUGGGAAGCCGGUGGGCGGCCGCGUGUGGGCCGCCGUGUGCCGCAGGCACGCCCGGCGCCGCUGGAGCCCUCCCAGGGCCAGGCCCAGCCUUUGUCAGGAGUACGCGGGUGAGACAAACAAGGAUGGCUGCUUUGCCACUGACGUGAAUAUUAAGUUCUACCAUCAGAAGCACAGUGACAAUCACGAUUUCAACCUGGAAGCUGUGGCUUUUCUGAAAGAAAAUGGAACAGGGAUUGAGUUCAAUGCCACAGAAAUCUGUAAGGUUACUUUUGAUAUCACAACUCUCCAGUUCUGGGGGACAAGCUACUACUAUCAGCAAGGAGCUCCUUACUAUGGAAAUGUGGAACUCAAAAGUGCCAAUGGGACACACUUGAAGAACAAGGAGGUGAUUCUUACAGUGUCCUAUGGCAGCAGCAAGCAGACCAAGACCUACUUUACAGAUGACACUGGAAUGGCCUCUUUCAGCUUAGAGACAUCAGCAUGGGACAACAGUAGUAAAGUUCUACUACAGGCAAAGACCCAGCCAAAGGACUUGGGUGGUCAAAAUAUGAGGGUGUCUUAUGGCACUGCAUCCCUCACGCUGAGGGCCUUCUACUCUUCCAGCCGCAGCUCUGUGAGGAUCCUACCAGCGCGGGCAGUGCUGCCCUGUGGGGACAUGCAGGAGGCCACUGUGCAUUAUCACAUUCAAGCCACAGAGCUGGAGGCUGGGGCUGCCACAGCAGACUUUUACCACCUGGUUUUGGCCAGAGGAUCCCUUGUGCAUCAUGGGCAAACAACAGUACUUCUUGAUCCACCACUAGGUCAGUAUAGUGGGUUUUUCAAUGUCACUCUGCCUAUUGACCUCAUUUCACCUAUGGCUACCCUCUUUGUUUACACUGCCUUCCCUGAGGGACAAGUGGCAGCUGACACCUUAAGUCUGAAAGUCUCCAAGUGCUUCAGGAACCAUGUGAAGCUUGGCUUCUCAGACACCAUGGCUCUCCCAGGAUCUGCUGUCCGUCUCCAUUUGCAGGCUGCACCAGGCUCCCUCUGUAGCAUCCGUGCUACAGACAAGAGCACCUUUCUCCUGAGGCCAGAGGCUGAGCUAUCCAGGGAUAGUGUGCACAAUAUGUUCAGCUAUUCUCAAGGGCGCCCCAGCACUCUCAUAGACUCUUACAGGGACUACUGUACUAUCCACAAGAACCCAGGAACCACUGGUUCCCCUCAGACCACCCUCCCGUCAGAAAUAAUAUCACCGCUCAUGUACAACAGAUACUCAUAUGCAGUGUCCCAGCCAGAUGUUUAUGAACUUCUAAUGAAUUCAGGCCUGACAUUUUUAACCAGCCUUAAAAUCAAGUCUCCGAUUGAGUGCCACACCCGGACUGUUUUCUACUAUGACUACAUGUCUUAUGACGUGCUGGCAGAGGUGGACGACUGGGAACCAGAAAUAAAGGCUGCUGUUGAACAUGCUGAAUCAGAGCACGUUGAGCCGGGUAGCAAGGCAGGGCUAGUGCGUACUUGGUUUCCAGAGACAUUCAUCUGGACUCUGGUUCCCAUCAAUGAUUCAGGAGCUGCUGAGCUAGCUGUCACAGUACCUGACAGCAUCACAGACUGGAAGGCCAUGACUUUCUGCACCUCAGAGAGCCACGGGUUGGGAAUCUCAGAGACCACCAGCCUGCGGGGCUUCAAGCCCUUCUUUGUGGAACUCAUCUUGCCCUACUCUGUCUUCCGGGGAGAGUCAUUUCCACUGAAAGUCAAAGUCUUCAGCUACUUGAAGCAGUGCAUAGGGCUUCAGCUUAGCCUAAUGGAUUCCAGGGAUUUUGAAUUUGUGCAUGCAAAUGUCAAGUUCACCAUUUGUCUGUGUCCUGAUUCAUCAGAAACCUUUUUCUGGAAUGUGAAGGCUACAAAAUUAGGGAAGGUGAAUCUCACUGUCAAUGCUGAGGCAAUGGAGCAGGAAGAUGUUUGCACUGAGACUACAACUGUUAUGCCAGAAUCUGGAGGGAAGGACACAGUGGUUAAACAACUGCUGGUGAAGGCAGAGGGGCUGCUGGAGGAAAAGACCCACACCUCAUUCCUGUGUCCUACAGGAACUUCAGCUUCAGAGACAAUCACAUUCACUGUGCCAGAGAACAGGGUCCUGGGGUCGGAGAGAGCCCACAUCUCUUUCUUAGGUGACAUUUUGGGGUUAGCUCUGGACAACAUAGAUGAGCUCCUUCAGAUGUCCAGUGGCUGUGGUGAGCAGAACAUGGUUCAUUUUGCCCCUAAUGUCUUUAUCACACGCUAUCUUGAAGAAACAGGACAACUGACUCCAGAAAUCAAACAGAAGGCAAUUGGCUAUCUGGAAAGUGGAUACCAGCGGCAACUCCUGUACAAGCACACAGAUGGCUCAUAUAGUGCCUUUGGAGAGGGAAGUGAGACAGGGAACACAUGGCUUACUGCCCUUGUCCUCAAGACCUUCAGCCAAGCCCGAAACUUCAUCCACAUAGAUGAGCAAAAUAUAAAUGAUGCUGCCAGUGCCCUGAUUAAAAGUCAGACUCCAUCUGGCUGCUUCAAGAGUGUGGGAAAGCUCUUCAACAAUGGUCUGAUGGGUGCAGUGGAGGAAGGCCUGGGCCUGAGCUCUGCCAUCGUCACCGCUCUCCUACGCUCCGGGAUGCCAAUCUCUGAUCCAGUUGUGUCAAAAGCUCUGAAAUGUAUAAAGGACCUGGUCAAUGCUGAUACUGGCAGCUCCAACCUCUACAGCCUGGCACUAGCUGCAAAUGCCUUUGCAGUAGCCGGUGAUAAGGACCUCAGGCAGAAAAUCCUCAAAAGAUUGGAUAAGGCAGCCAUAAUAUCAGAUGGCCAAAUAUUCUGGAGUCAGCAAUCUAAACAGGAAGAAGAUUCCCUAUAUUGGUAUCAGGCUCCAUCUGUUGAUGUAGAAUUGACAUCUACUAUCCUCAUGGCUCACCUGUCAAAGUCAAGUUUGUCUUCAGAUGAAAGAAGAAAGGUAUCCCACAUUGUGUCUUGGCUCACCAAGCAGCAAAACCCUUAUGGAGGCUUUGUUUCGACACAGGACACGGUGGUUGCCCUGGAAGCCCUGUCCCUGUACGCAACUAAGACCUUCAGCAAAGAUGGCCCUGAUCUUCAAGUUUCUCUCUCCUCUGAGGGUUUCAACCAAAACUUCCAAGUAGACAACAACAAUCGUCUCCUACUGCAGACGGUGGAGCUGCCAGACAUUUCCCAGGACUAUGAUGUGCGUGUGCAGGGCCAUGGGUGCCUCUACUUACAGGCCACUCUGCGCUACCACAUCCCCCCGCCGAGGAGCGACGUUGCCUUUGCCAUGUCUGUGCAGACACAGUGCACUGCACCUCACACCACCCAGUUCCCUGUCACCAUUCAUGCUCGCUACACAGGGAAUCGUGUGUCCACCAACAUGGUCCUGAUCCAAGUGGAGCUGCUCUCUGGAUACAGCCCCGUGGCAAGUUCACUGGAAGAGCUGAAGAAAAUGCCUUUAGUGAAGAAAGUUGAAAGUGAAGCUGACCGAGUCAUUGUCUACUUGGAGGAACUGACUAGAGAGCCUCACACCUACACUUUGCUGAUGCAGCAGGACAUGCAAGUGAAGGAUCGUAAGCCAGCUAAUAUCAAGGUUUAUGACUACUACAUGCCAGAAGAAACUACAGUGAUGAGCUACGGUGCCCUGUGUGAGUGA
Molecule: messenger RNA, 4296 nt
Organism: Chaetura pelagica (chimney swift)
Lineage: Eukaryota; Metazoa; Chordata; Aves; Apodiformes; Apodidae
Product: alpha-2-macroglobulin-like protein 1
Exons: 34
Coding region: 1-4296 (1431 amino acids)
Cellular component (GO): extracellular region
Molecular function (GO): endopeptidase inhibitor activity
Source: RefSeq, a predicted model, not a curated record